AUGAUAACAUUUCAUCAUCGAAACAAGAACAAACAAGAACAAGACGGUAUUGAUACGUUGAAUCACGAAGCAUUCAGCGAGGCCGAUCUCUAUACUCACAAUUCACCCAUAUGGAUGUAUGUGGCUCCAAUAUUGAUCAUAGUAGGAGUGACAGAAAACUGUUUAUCUAUUCUAGUGCUAACUCGUGACAGAUUUAUACACGUUCCCAGCCGCGUGACCCUGGUUGCUUUGGCAAUAGUGGACUGUGUGGUUUUGUUCAUCGGUCUCAUCCGAUAUUGGUUAAAUGUGACUUUUGAUAUGCACCCAGUCGAAUGGAACAGUGCUUGGUUUCUAUUCUCUUCGCAUUUGAGCUCUUGUUUAGUCGCACUGCUCAGUGUGGAACGCUUCCUUGCUGUCUGUCUGCCGCGCAAGAUAUUUCGACCAUCAAUCGAUAAACUCGGAACGGUUUUGCUGAUCGUUGUGCUGACGGAUUCUAACGAUAAGGAUGAGCAUAAAAAGUACGUGUGCUCCAGUGAAAGCGACUGGGUUGCAUUGUGGCAGGACAUUGCAGACGUGCUUUUGUUAUUUGUUCUACCUUGUAUCGUCAUUACCACAUGUAACAUCUAUAUUAUUUUGGCUAUACGCAGAAAUUCCAAACGAGUGGGCCGAUCCGGAAAACGUCGAGAUACGCUUCCUACAAUUAGUUCCAAACCGGUCGAAUCCGAACAGACUGCAUUCGGUCGAAAAUCGCCCAACCGGAUACGUGGCGGUGAGAAACACCGGAAUGUACGAAUAACAACCACCUUGUUGUGUGUCACGUUCGCAUUUCUUUUAUGCAAUUUGCCGUUCGCUGUGGUUCACAUAAUGCGCACCGCGGACAGCAGUCGGCGAACACGAGAAUGGAACAUCGCCUGGUUGGUUACAUACAUUCUGGUCUAUGUGAAUAAUUGUCUUAAUUUCCCCAUAUACGUGGUCUCACAGGAACAGUUUCGAAACGAGCUGAAGAAUCUGUGUUGCACUAAACGUUUUGGACGAGGAUAUCUAUCGCAAAUGUUUACCGCUUCUGUGAUUCCUAAUCUAUUGAGUUCUUGGGACGUUCAGCGGACCCAUAAAAGAGGAAACUACGAUGGUACUUUAAGUAGUUACCGAAAAUUAAUUAUACAGAAAUGCGAUAAAAAUUUCCUGUCAGUAGACAAAACGACCGAAUCAAUGAAAAUUCAUGGUACAUCUUAA
Messenger RNA from Echinostoma caproni, 1212 nucleotides. Lineage: Eukaryota; Metazoa; Platyhelminthes; Trematoda; Plagiorchiida; Echinostomatidae. The record is from the annotation of a GenBank genome assembly.